This is a messenger RNA of Carya illinoinensis, 558 nucleotides long. RefSeq lists its product as uncharacterized. Gene Ontology annotation, molecular function: RNA-DNA hybrid ribonuclease activity; nucleic acid binding. The record is from RefSeq and is a predicted model, not a curated record. Bases 1 to 558 code for a protein of 185 amino acids. The transcript has a single exon. NCBI's taxonomy places the organism in Eukaryota, Viridiplantae, Streptophyta, Magnoliopsida, Fagales, Juglandaceae.
AUGGUGUUGUUCUUUGAGAACAUGAUCAAAGUUCUCAAUGAUUCAGAGAUGCAGGAAUUUGUGAUGGUAGCUAGACAGUUAUGGCUGAGAAGAAAUUCUUUUAUCUACAAAAACAAAUUCCUACCUCCAAACUGUCUACUCAGAGAAACCAGUUUGAGACUACAGCUGCUAAAAGAAGAGGAGGACAAAAUUCAGACUCAAAAGGAGGGCCAACAGACAAAGAAUUUAGCUGAGAAGUGGCAAAGUCCUCCUGCAAACUGGUUUAAAGUCAAUUGGGAUGGGGCAGUAGACAAAACAAAAUGCAUGAUUGGCAUAGGUGUAGUUGUAAGGGAUGAGAAAGGUCAGAUCAUAGCAACAAUGAGGCACAAGAAGAUGCAACUCCCCGACCCUCUACUAACAGAAUCUUAUGGGGCUUUAAUAGCUGUUCAGUUUGCCAAGGAUCUGGGAUUGACACAGAUUGAAUUGGAGGGUGAUUCACUCCUGAUAGCAAAGGCACUACAGGAGGAAAAUGAAGCGUGGAGCAGUACCAGCAUGUUUAUCUGUGAGACUAGAACUUAG